AUGGCGCCCAGGUUCACAGUGACGCUGAAUGGCGGGAAGAAACAAGAAGGCUUCUUAUCUGCAUCCAUGCGAAAAGCACUUGGAGUUAACGCGGGAGGAGCGGGAAAGAACGCGAGCGGGAAGCAGCUUGCCAACAAUGAUCUGAGGUUGAAGCUGUCGGGGAACAAGAACAAGCCCAAAGCCCUGGUUUCUAAAUCUGCUCAAAGAGCGAUGCAAGUGGACCAAAAAACUGCUCAGUCUGAUGAGGAGGGCAAAUGGGUCAACGAUAUGUACUACAAGUCUGGUCAGUCAGACAUUGUCACCAAUGCAACUGUCAAUGCUGAUAGACCAGCAUCGUACCUUGUUCAUGCAACCAAUAGCAGGAAUAAGAAAGUGCUGUCCAAGCAGAUUGGCAGUGCUACGGGGAGAUUGCUUCACAAAGCAGGUGUUUUCCAAUCCAAGGAUGGGGGAGCAGAUGAUGAUGAAAUGAAAGUCGAGCAAUCAAGCUCGAAACCUUCUGCAGUGAAGAAGAAGGGACGAGGAGCUUUCACAUACCCAACCUAG
Guillardia theta CCMP2712 is the source of this 543-nucleotide messenger RNA. RefSeq lists its product as hypothetical. NCBI's taxonomy places the organism in Eukaryota, Cryptophyceae, Pyrenomonadales, Geminigeraceae. The transcript has 2 exons. The record is from RefSeq and is a predicted model, not a curated record. Bases 1 to 543 code for a protein of 180 amino acids.